Drosophila takahashii is the source of this 565-nucleotide messenger RNA. It is a transcript of the gene MED10, whose product is annotated as mediator complex subunit 10. The record is from RefSeq and is a predicted model, not a curated record. Gene Ontology annotation, cellular component: mediator complex. Gene Ontology annotation, molecular function: transcription coregulator activity. Lineage: Eukaryota; Metazoa; Arthropoda; Insecta; Diptera; Drosophilidae. Gene Ontology annotation, biological process: positive regulation of transcription by RNA polymerase II.
AGAGCUGAAAAGGGAAAAUUAAAAUAUCACCGAAGGAAAACAAACAAAUAAACGGGAUAAAAGGAGUAUUACCCAUUAAAUACCAUUGAAAAUGUCUGCUCCGCUGGAGAACCUUGAGACCCAGUUGGAGAUGUUCAUCGAGAAUGUGCGACAGAUCCGCAUCAUUGUCAGCGACUUUCAGCCACAGGGUCAGAAUGUACUCAACCAGAAGAUUAACAGCUUGGUAACCGGCCUGCAGGAGAUCGACAAGCUCCGUUCCCAAGUGCAGGACGUCUAUGUGCCUUUUGAAGUAUUCUUCGACUACAUCGACCAGGAUAAGAAUCCCCAGCUGUACACCAAGGACUGCGUGGAGAAGGCACUGGCCAAAAACGAGGAGGUGAAGGGCAAGAUCGAGAGUCUAAAGAAGUUCAAGUCCAAUCUGCUGCUGGAACUGUACAAAACCUUCCCCAACGAGAUGAACAGCUAUCGCGCCUAUCGCAAGGACUCCAUGUGAAUCAAGGAUACGCCACCUGAAUCCUAGUUAAUAAGCCACGUCUUGGAAUAAAUUUAUACUUAUGUACAUAAA